UUAGGGAUCCAGACUCAUGCAUGGACUCCUAGUCCCUUCAUUGUCUCUAACCCAAGAUUGUCUUCCUGCAGCAGAAUAUUUUGGGGUAAAGCCUGUGCUAAUCUCCUGGUUAGAAGGAGGAGUCCUGGAGAGGCUGCCACAAAGCCUGUUUACUGCAGAUCUCAAGCCAGACAUCCAUCCUUGUCCCUUCUGUUCUCUCACCUUCUCCAGUCAGAACUUCCUCAAUCGUCACAUGAAACGAAGUCAUCCCUCUUGGAUCCUCCUGGGAACAUCUGCAAGAAGGCACCUUCAAUCAGAGAAUUCCUAUCCAUGUGAUCAGAACCAAUGGCAGGAACAUUCUGAUCUAUAUAAUGAUAAACCAAAGAAUGACAUACUUGAAAGUCAAAAGCACCAAGAAAGCUCCAUACAUUUGGCUAAUAGGCAUGAAAGAAUUUCAAUAGCCUUUUCUAAACUAUUUAGCAGUCAAAUUGAUAGCUGUCAUAAACAGAUGACAGUGGAGGAAGACAUUAACACAGACCUGAAAGGAAAUCCAAAGGACACAGGUGGAGUAGUUCCAGGGAUACACUUGCCAAUAAUUUUAAGAAACAAGUACGUAAGACCUGGGCAAGGCUUCAGUGAUGGAUCGAAUCUCAUCACACAUCAUAUGGCUCACACAGGGGAGAAAUUCCAUGUUUGUAAGGAGUGUGGGCGUGGCUUCAGUCACAGGUCAAGUCUUAUCACACACCAGAGAAAACACACAGGGGAGAAGCCUUAUGUUUGCAAGGAGUGUGGGCGGGGCUUCAGUUAUAGGAAAAGUAUCAUCACACACCAGAGGACACAUACAGGGGAGAAGCCCUACGUUUGCAAGGAGUGUGGACGAGGCUAUGCUCAGAGGUCACAUCUUAUCGAACACCAGCGCACACACACAGGGGAGAAGCCCUAUGUUUGCAAUGAGUGUGGGCGUGCCUUUAGUCUGAGGAAAUAUCUUAUUGCACACCAGAGCAUACACACAGGGGAGAAGCCCCAUGUUUGCAAGGAGUGUGGACGAGGCUUCGGUCAGAUGUCAAGUCUUAUUGCACACAAGAAAACUCACACAGGGGAGAAGCCCCAUGUUUGCAAGGAGUGUGGACAAGGCUUUGUUCGGAGGUCUUAUCUUAUUGCACAUCAGAAGACACACACAGGGGACAAUCCCCAUGUUUGCAAGGAGUGUGGGCGUGGCUUCCUUCUGAGGUCAAUCCUAAUCACACACCAGAGGACACACACAGGGGAGAAGCCCUAUGUUUGCAAGGAAUGUGGGCGUGCCUUCAGUCAGAUGGCAGGUCUCAUCAGACACCAGAGCGAACACACAGGGAAGAAGCCCCAUGUUUGCAAGCAGUGUGGACGAGACUUUUAUCGGAGGUCAUAUCUUAUUGCACACCAGAGGACACACACAGGGGAGAAGCCCCAUGUUUGCAAGGAGUGUGGACGGGGCUUUGUUGAUAGGUCAUAUCUUACUGUACACCAGAAGACACACACGGGGGAAAAGCCCCAUGUUUGCAAGGAGUGUGGGCGUAGAUUUGGUCUGAGGAAAUAUCUUAAAGUACACCAGAGGAUACACACAGGGGACAAGACCCAUGUUUGCAUGGAGUGUGGGCGUGGCUUCCUUCAGAGGUCAAUUCUAAUCACACACCAGAGGACACACACAGGGGAGAAGCCCCAUGUUUGCAAGGAGUGCGGCCGAGGCUUCAGUCAGAGGUCAGGUCUCAUCACACACCAAAGUAUACACACAGGGGAGAAGCCCCAUGUUUGUAAGGAGUGUGGGCGUGGCUUUAGGCUGAAGACAUAUCUUACUGCACACCAGGGGACACACACAGGGGAGAAACCCCAUGUUUGCAAGGAGUGUGGGCGUGGCUUCCUUAGGAGGUCUAUUCUAAUCACACACCAGAGGACACACACAGGGGAGAAGCCCCAUGUUUGCGAGGAGUGCGGCCGUGGCUACAGUCAGAGGCUGGGACCCCUCUACACCCGCGAAUAA
Suncus etruscus (white-toothed pygmy shrew) is the source of this 1993-nucleotide messenger RNA. RefSeq names its product zinc finger protein 345-like. Gene Ontology annotation, biological process: regulation of transcription by RNA polymerase II. Bases 17 to 1993 code for a protein of 658 amino acids. The transcript has 3 exons. Lineage: Eukaryota; Metazoa; Chordata; Mammalia; Eulipotyphla; Soricidae. The record is from RefSeq and is a predicted model, not a curated record. Gene Ontology annotation, molecular function: zinc ion binding; DNA-binding transcription factor activity, RNA polymerase II-specific; RNA polymerase II cis-regulatory region sequence-specific DNA binding.